CGUUAAUGAAAACAAAGCUGAAUAAAAUACUUAUGAAAUACCUCGUAAAAGGAUUGCGUGUAGUUAACCUCUGUCGUCGAUUAUUUCUUCCUCGAAAAAGUAUAUAAAAAGAAAGAAAAAGAUGUCCUUUCGAGAAUUACGCAAUUUUACGGAGACAAUGAGAGUACUUGGAUAUCCAAGAUUAAUAUCCAUUGCGAAUUUUCGUACUCCAAAUUUUCCUUUAGUAGCAGAAAUUUUAGUCUGGCUCGUAAAAAGAUUUGAUCCGGAUGCAGACAUAACCUGCGAGCACAACACCGAGGAAGAGCGAAUUUUUCUAAUACGUAGUGUUGCCGAAUUCAUGGCAUUAAAUACUAACGUAAAAUUAAAUACGAAAAAACUAUAUCAAGCUGACGGUUAUGCUGUACAAGAAUUAUUAAAAAUAACUAACCUGUUACAAGAAGCUCAAAAUCGUGGUAGCGAGAGUAUGAAUCAAACUGAUGGUCGUAAGAUCGUCGAAUUCAACAUUUCCGACGAGAUAAAUGAAUUAAAAUCGACGAGGCAAUUAGCUAGUCUCUUGACUGUGAAUGGAGCAACGCUUUUUGAUCUUCUUGGUCGAGAAGUUGAACUCCGUGAUAUUAGAAACAACAAAGCUGGUAGACAAUUUGAUACUGCUGAGAUAGAAACUGCUCUGAAGGACGUCAUAGAGAAUAUGAGGAAAGAGAUAGAAGAUACAAAGAAACAAAUCGACAACGUCAAGGAUACAGAGCAAAGUCUUGAUACAAGGAUAGAAAGACGUCGAUCAGAAUUAGAAAGAAAUCAAAAGAGACUGCAAACUUUAAGAAAAGUUCGUCCUGCUUUUAUGGAAGAGUAUGAAAAACUUGAAGCCGAAUUGAGAAUGUUAUACGACGAUUAUUUACAAAAAUUUCGAUAUCUCUCGUAUCUGGAACAUUUGCACGAGGAUGCAGCUAAGGCUGAACAGGAACGAAUUGAGAAACGACAAGCGGAAACUAAAAGGAAGCUGGAACAAUUGCGUUCGGAGGAUGUAAGCUUCGAAAGCAUGGUCGAAGGAAAUGAUCUAAUAUUUGGGACAAGUCUUCAAGAAUCUCGAUUGACUCUUGGCGAUGUUGAGAAACAAAAUGUGGAAAAAGCUAUGCAACAGGGUGCUCAUACAAAAACAGAUACAGAAAAAAUGUCGAAAACACAAAUAUCUCAGCGACGAAUUUAUGGUAGCAUGUCUGGUCGCCAACGAGGAACAAUUUUGGAAUCUAAUGACAGUGCUGGCUCGCUCGAUAGCGACAGCGAUUUACUUAUCGAUGGAGAUCUCGAUGACGACGACGACGAGGACGACGAUGAUCUUUUAAAUUCUGUGAGAGGAACGGACAUAGGAAAUUUCGAUCGCAAGGUUGUUCAAGAUAAACGAUCCGUCAGCAAGGUCGAUCAUUCCGACGAAGAUUUUUAAUUGAAAACAAUUUUAAUCUCGAUGAUUCAACAAAAUCAACAGAAUCGUUUCUCUGAUCGGUAAUUUUCUUUAGCUUUAUUUGGUGUGUAUCAUAAAAAGAGAAAAAAUAGAAAAGGAUAGGUACCAUCGUACACCUAUUCCAUAGAUAUUACAUAUAGCGUAGAAUAUAGAGGCAAAAAAUUCGCAUAAUUUUCAAUAAUAAUAAUAACGACGAUGAUGAUAAUAAUAAAAAACUAAUAAUGAUAAUAAUAUCCAUUUAUGAUUGUUCGACGAGCAAUGCAUUCGUUGAUAAUGAACAAUGCCGAGAUACAAAUAAUUAGCGAUAAUUCGUUAUAAUUCUUUUCUAUAAUACUCUCCUAUUGGAUCUUUAAUAUUAAGAAUUUCUAAGUACACAUUGUACAUACAUUAACUACGUCUACGUCGGAUAUUGUUCCUAUGGAUAUGCAUAGGGAGUUCGUUUAAACACGUUGUGCGGAUUUUGAGUGCGCUCGUUCGAAAAAAAAAAAAGAAACAAAAUAAAGAAAGAAUGAAGAGGAUAUUUUGAACUAAAAAAACGAGCGAAACUUAUAAUCUUCAUGAUCUAUAUUCACAAUAAUCUUUCAACGUUUAUCAUUAUGGUAUAAAAUUGAUCACUAAUGAGAUGAUAAAAUAAAAAAUAUUCUAAAUCUUUUGAAAUAUUAUUUUUCCAUGAUCAAAUGAAAGAAAUAAUUGAUAAUUAUCGAAACGAGAAAAGGAUCUUUAAAAUGUUGAACUGGUGUAUUGGUUUAUUGCCAAUGUGGUUAAAAGACCUUAGACCGAAAAAAUUAGGCCAUAACUACCGAAUUAACAGUCUUCUGUUAAAGAUUUUUUUCUCUACAACGAUAUAAUUCAUUAUCAGCAGCAACAGCAUCAGCAAAUAGUUAACAGUAAUCGAGUAAUGUUCUGCGAUAAUAAUCUCAAUGGCAGCAUUUGUUGAAAUAAUUAAUCUUAUGGGUAUGUAAAUGAAUAGUAUAGCACGGGUGUCCAACAAAAAAAAAGAUAUUAGCUAUACGAUAUACGUUCAAGACCUAACAGGCAGCAGAUUAUCAUUGACAUUUACUAUCGCAUAUUUUGGAUCAUUAUACUUUCUAUCUAACGAACAGGUACAAAUACAGUGAAAGUAAAAUCGAUUCGUUCGAGAACAUUUUGUGUACUAUUAUUGAUACUUUGUCUAACUUUGAAUAUAGUUAUUGUAUUUAUCGUGCAACAUUUAGAGAGGCUAAAAGUGUUAUUUGAAUGCAGUUUGGUUAAGCGAUGGCGUGUUCAACUUUCAAUGCAGUCUAUCAAGUAAUCCUCGUUUGCUUGCUAAUUAUAAUUUCAGAACGAUAGACAGAAAGUAUUGGAUCCAUGAAAGUAAAAGAGAAAAAAAAAAAGAGAAAAUAGAAUCCUGA
Molecule: messenger RNA, 2847 nt
Organism: Vespula pensylvanica (western yellowjacket)
Lineage: Eukaryota; Metazoa; Arthropoda; Insecta; Hymenoptera; Vespidae
Gene: Cluap1
Product: clusterin-associated protein 1
Exons: 6
Coding region: 122-1438 (438 amino acids)
Biological process (GO): cilium assembly
Cellular component (GO): centrosome; intraciliary transport particle B; cilium
Source: RefSeq, a predicted model, not a curated record